Musca vetustissima is the source of this 318-nucleotide messenger RNA. RefSeq names its product keratin-associated protein 19-2. The record is from RefSeq and is a predicted model, not a curated record. Lineage: Eukaryota; Metazoa; Arthropoda; Insecta; Diptera; Muscidae. The transcript has a single exon. Bases 1 to 318 code for a protein of 105 amino acids.
AUGUUUUCCCAGAAAUGCUGUAUUGGUGCCCUACUUUUAUUGCUGGGCUGUCUAUCCGUAUCCGGUGGCAAAUUGAAAUUGGUGGCUUUGAAAGGUCCCCAUGGCGGAUUUGUGGGGUUGAAAUAUCGUAAACCCAAGUUGUUGGGUUUGAAACAUCAUGGCUUUGGCCAUGGUUUGGGACAUGGCUUUGGCGGUGGAUUCGGCCAUGGUCUUGGUGGCGGUUUUGGCCAUGGCGGUGGAUUUGGUGGCGGUUUCAGCGGUGGCUAUUCAACUUCUUUUCAUAGCUCAGCUGGCUUUGGCGGUUGGCUGGGAAGAUGA